AUGUCGAUCCCAAGUCAAACGUCAGCGUGUCAUCUGGACGCCUCCAGCCUGGCUUACCAAGAAGAGCUCGCCAAGGCGUACGGGGUCGAGAUCAACAAGCGCAUUCUCGCCUUCAAUGUCGAGGCGCCGUCUUCGGAGAAGCACGAUGUUCGAGCAACCUGGAAUCGCCCGCUCAAGCCCGCCUACCACAAAACCAAGAGACGGAUCCCCCUGGAGCCCGUCCGGGUCCUGGAUGCCCCAGGGAUGGUCGAUGACUAUUAUCUUAACCUGCUGCACUGGUCGUCCCAGAACGUGCUGGCCGUGGCCUUGGAUAAGACCAUCUUCAUGUGGCAUGCCGACAGCGGCGAUGUCGUCGAGUUCUGCAACACGUCUGACACCGACUCGAUCGCGUCGCUCCAGUUCGACGCCAGCGGCGAUAUCUUGGCGAUCGGAACACACUCGGGCGAGACACAAAUAUGGAAUGUCGAGAAACGGUCCAAAAUCCGAACGAUGAAGGGCCGCCUGAGCCGGGUCGGUGUUCUGUCGUGGGACAAGCACAUCUUGUCGGCUGGAGCACGGGAUGGCUCCAUCUGGAAUCAUGACGUGCGUGUGCAAAACCACAAAGUCUCGGAGUUCCUCGGACACUCAGAAGAUGUCUGUGGACUCCAGUGGCGGCUCGAUGGACAGCUGCUCGCCAGUGGUGGCAACGACAACCUUGUGAACAUCUGGGACGCUCGCUCGUCGAUUCCCAAGAUCACAAAGUCCAACCACAUGGCGGCCGUCAAGGCUGUAGCCUGGUGCCCAUGGCAGCUCAAUCUACUGGCCACCGGCGGAGGAACAUACGACAGGAUGAUCCACUUUUGGAACUCGACGACGUCUUCAAAGUCUGCAUCGAUCGACACCGGUUCUCAAGUAACCUCGAUCAUCUGGUCCCGCCAGUACAAGGAGCUGCUCUCUUCGCACGGCAACACCACCAACGGAGCUCACGGCUCACUGCGCAACCAUCUCACUCUCUGGAACUACCCUUCGCUCAACAAGGUCGCCGAUCUCGGUGGACACGAGUCCCGCAUCCUGCACACGGCCUUGAGUCCCGAUGGCGAGACGGUCGCAUCGACGGCUCCGGAUGAACAUCUCAAGUUCUGGAAGGCAUGGGAAGCCAAACCCAAGACCAAAGCCAAGGCGGCAGCGGCAUCGCUACCGGGCAUCACUGGCGACGUGCAGAAGAUGAAUAUCCGCUAG
This is a messenger RNA of Polychytrium aggregatum, 1218 nucleotides long. Its product is annotated as WD40-repeat-containing domain protein. Gene Ontology annotation, molecular function: anaphase-promoting complex binding; protein binding; ubiquitin ligase activator activity. Bases 1 to 1218 code for a protein of 405 amino acids. Lineage: Eukaryota; Fungi; Chytridiomycota; Chytridiomycetes; Polychytriales. Gene Ontology annotation, cellular component: anaphase-promoting complex. Gene Ontology annotation, biological process: anaphase-promoting complex-dependent catabolic process; positive regulation of ubiquitin protein ligase activity; positive regulation of anaphase-promoting complex-dependent catabolic process. The transcript is spliced from 2 exons. The record is from RefSeq and is a predicted model, not a curated record.